AUGUUACAAACAGAUUUGAGCAGACCUGUGAGAGAGAAGGAUGGAGAAGCGGCGACGGGGGUCGGUGACGGUCCGACUAUGGGUAAGGAAUUCCAUGGUGAUGGCGGAGCAGAUGGUGCCCCGUGUGUGGGAUCAGGAAGAAAAGAGGGUGGAGAGGAGAGAAACUCGGUUGCUGCCAGUGAAGGCAAGGCCGACGAUAGAAGCUUGGUUUCGCACGCAUGUGAAAGAAAGGGAGAGUAUGCGUUGGUUUCUUUUGGGAGGGUUGUGGAAAUGGAGUUCACUAGGGAAGAAAAGAGAGAAAGAACGGUGAAAGAAUGGAGAUAUAGAGAUAGGGGUGAGCAUUUGGACCUGUGGACCGGACCAGACCGGUUCGACCAAACUGAGAAUCGAGCAUACCUUCUGAUAGAUCGCCAGGGGUGGAGCCGGUUUCCUUGCGGAAAGAACACAAACACAAACACAACAAAAUCUAAUCUUGCAUCACUUCCGGCGAACGCUGCUGCGUGGCAGUUUUCUUCAACUCCUUUUAGCGUUUCAAAAAUUCACCCACACUCGCGCACGCACAGUCUGUAUCAAGAUCUGCGACGGCGAUGUGGCAGACAGCUAGGGUUUCUUCUUGAGGAAACUUUCGAAACUACAUACAUAUACAUAUUCAAGUAA
Lactuca virosa is the source of this 657-nucleotide messenger RNA. Lineage: Eukaryota; Viridiplantae; Streptophyta; Magnoliopsida; Asterales; Asteraceae. The record is from the annotation of a GenBank genome assembly.